AUCCUGAAGGAGCAUCUGGCAGAGAGCAGACGCGUCUGAAGGGAUGAGCUCCGGCAUGGCUGGCGCCAACAAGGAGCAACCCGCCGGCACGAGGCGGAACAGGAUGAGCUUCUGCAAGGAUGGCCCCGCAGCGCGGUGUGCCUCCAGACACACAUGCACCGACACCCAAGAGCGAGUUGCCGUCUGGGAUGCGGUGGCCGACUACGUACAAGAGCACCUUCUGGUGCAGAAGGGGGUCUGGAUUGCCACCUUUGGCACCUUUGACACCAUCAACAAAGACAUCAGGAGUGAGGACGGGACUGUGACUCUGCAGUGGCCGGUGUUUCACCUGUCUGCAAACCUGAUAGCCACGCACCACCUCAAGCCCCGCAGGGAGUCCCUGCCAGCCCAUAGGAAGGUGGAGCCGCUGAAAUACAGCAAGGUGGCUGCAACUGCCUCUGUGACCUGGCAGAGAGCAAAGAUGUGCAUCCAAAGCACCGUGUCCCUGAUCUCCGGCUGCCUGAAGAAUGGCGAGAACGUUGCCGUUGUCCUCAAGGACAUUGGAGUGCUCCACAUUGAUGGCCUGACCUUUCAAAUGAAAUUCUACCGCGACUUCCUCGAGAAGCUGUCAGGCAAAGAGAAAUUCAGAAGAGCUCUUCUCAAGGCCCCCUGGCUGCUGGACAUGGUGGCGUCCCGAGCGGCACCAGUGGCCUCCCUGGCGCUCUCUGGCUGCCUUGUCGUCUUUCCCGAGUUUCAAAUGGAGUUUGUGCCCAAACCACCACCCGGCAUAUACCGCAAGUCCUCAGGAAGCGUCCCUGCUGAGGGGAAACCAAAGAAAGAAGAGGCUUUGCCACCUCUCGUCCAAGAGGGCAAGAAAGUGAGAUUUGCUGGCACGCCAACCUUCAUCAAACGCUUGAGCUCGGCAAGCGUAGAUGCAGGAGAAUUCAGAAAGAUAAGGAGCUUGCUGCGGAAAGACAGCUCUACAUUCAGGUGAGGCUGGAGGCUCUGGCUUGGCAUGUGCAUGGGGGUGAUUUACUGACCCAACGAGAGCCCAUCCCCUAAGCCCAGAGGGUCCCUGUUUGUGGCUGCCCAACAGUGCUGGGCCGGGGACGCCAGGAGCCCCCCAGCUCACAGGGCUGGCCCCUCUCUGGAUCCCAUGGGGGAGAGCCACGGGGCUGCCGGUGAGCUGUCUGUGGGGAAGGCUGUGUUGCAGCCAAGGGUCCUGGCUCCGGCUUGCAGGAUGCGGCCCCAAAGCCAUCACCCACUCAGGCGGACCCCUCCCGCUCUGUCCUUCCAGUCUGCUGCCAGCGAUAUGCGCAGUGCCUGAAGCCCAAAAGCAGCCGCUGACCUGCCAGCUGCAGGGCCAGGCAGGAACCAAAGGCCAAGAAGACCGGGGCCGAGCGCUGGGAACAAAACGCGUGAGCUUCCGUGAGGAAGACCUGGAAGCGGAAACGUUCCAAGGCCAAGAAUCCAGGCUACCACUGCUGCACUGCGACUCAGUGCAACUUCUCAGGCAGAGGGCUAAGAAGAGCAGGCCAGUGCACAAACAACCUGAGGAGGUGGCUGCAGCAGCAUCUCAGAGUGAGGCCAGCCAGCCUGCAGAGUCCUCCGCCGACAGAGCGGGAGUGCUGCCACCGAUAAACCAAGUAACACAGUCUCCGCAGCGUCAGCCUCCAAACACCAAAGCCCCACCCCGCAGGAAGGCCACCCGCUACCCACGCUGAUGCGGGCAUGGGGCGCCCAGGAGUGACAGAGCUCCACUCGAGGCUGCAAAACUGAUGCGUCAAUCCCAUCUGCAUCAUACCUAACAGUAGACCAGGCUGCCCAGGGCCCCAAACAACCUGCCCUUGAACACUGCCAGGGACGCGGCGCCCACGAGCUCUCAGGGCAUCCGCUUCCAGCAUCUCACCACUGGCUCUGGAAAGAACUUCUCCCUGACAUCCAAUCUGAAGGAUUUCUCUACUCAAAACCACUUCCCCUUCUUCUGCCAUCACCUACCACUGUAAAGGUUCGACUGCCCUCCUGUUUGGAGGCUCCCUUUGUAUACUGGAAGGCUGCAAUGAAGUCACCACACCGCCUCCUCUUCUCCAGGCCCAUCAACGAGAUCUAGAGUGAAAUGUAGAGGGGAAAAAGCUGUCAAUAAAGCCUUACCAUGGGCCUAUUCUGUA
Gallus gallus (chicken) is the source of this 2147-nucleotide messenger RNA. RefSeq lists its product as uncharacterized. The transcript is spliced from 7 exons. The record is from RefSeq and is a predicted model, not a curated record. NCBI's taxonomy places the organism in Eukaryota, Metazoa, Chordata, Aves, Galliformes, Phasianidae. Gene Ontology annotation, cellular component: centrosome. The coding region runs from base 44 to 973 and encodes 309 amino acids.